Bombus huntii is the source of this 5581-nucleotide messenger RNA. RefSeq names its product probable G-protein coupled receptor Mth-like 3. Gene Ontology annotation, cellular component: membrane. Gene Ontology annotation, molecular function: G protein-coupled receptor activity. Gene Ontology annotation, biological process: cell surface receptor signaling pathway; G protein-coupled receptor signaling pathway. The record is from RefSeq and is a predicted model, not a curated record. The transcript has 10 exons. Lineage: Eukaryota; Metazoa; Arthropoda; Insecta; Hymenoptera; Apidae. Bases 2757 to 5063 code for a protein of 768 amino acids.
AGAGAGACUGGGCGAAAAGAGGCGCGUCGUGUAUGGUCUUGUUGUUGUUGUACUCAGCGGCAAGUCUAGUCGAAUUUCUCUCUCAUCUCCGCUGUCGGUUGGUGCGAACGUACAGUCGCGUUUCUACGUGCGUAUUCACCGUGUCGUGUCAUAUGGACGCAUCGCGCCGUUGUCGAAUACGCGGCGGUACGUUGGCGGGAAUGUGAGAAUGGGGGAAUGCAGGAAUGCGGGAAUUCGGGAAUCUGAACCAGCUUGGCCGCGGAUAAACGAUAAGGGGGUAAGGAAAUCGGCAGUGACGAUCGUAGGAUUUAUCCAUCAAAAAUAAAUGCUCGAAUAAUCGUUUAUCGAAUAGCUUUGUCGAUACAAAGAUUUGCUUAUUCGGCGUGACACGUAUGAUUCUCUCUAUCUAAUUUUAGGAUAACUCGCGCGAUAAAUCACGGUAAAUCGUUUCGAAUGUCGAGGGGUGGAAAUUGUAGGACGAAACUAGAAUAUAAAAGGAUUAGGUUAGACGGAGUAAUUUCUUUAUUGCAAUUCGAUGAACAUUGUGAAUUGGGUGGACGAGAAGACAGGAAGAAGGAGGUAACGAGGAGACGGCGGUGAUCUAUUUGUGGAUCGAUUAGUCGCGUGAAAAAAAAAGAAAAAAAGAAAGAAAAAGAAGAAAACUGUAAAAAAGGGAAACCAAAAAGUGAGAUUCGAAAAAAGGUGUCUUGUACAAGGUACUAGUGCACUUGGGAAUAUCGAAAUGGUGGAAGAAAGAAAGAAGCAAGGCGUCGUUGAAAUAAUUACGAACCGUAAGGCGAAGGGGCACGAUAGGUUCGUGUCCGAGAAUUAAAAACGCUGCUGGAAUAAUUCAAAUUCAGGAAAAAGAAAGUGUGACGCGAAGAAGAGUGAGAAGUUGUAAAAGAUUGGAGCAAAAGUUGGCGGAGAUUGCGAGGCUCGUCGUGUAAUCGUCGCGUAAUCGUCGCGUAAUCUUCGCGUAAUAGAGAAAAAUGGGAAAAGAAGAAGCAGCGGAAUAGUAACACGACCGAGAAAGAUAAAACGAACGAAAUUUGAACGAUCUAGGUGCGUUUGUGAGUUAAGUACGAAUUUCUGAUGAAAUAAUUAACUUGCGUCUUUCGGUAAUAUCGUAUAUGAUAAUAUCGCAAUUGUGUGUGUGUGUGUGUGUGUGUGUGUGUGUGUGCGUGCGCGUGCGUGCGUGCGUGCGUGUGUGUUAUCGUUGAAAUUUAUCGUUGAGAAAGGGGAGGAACAGCGAAUUAAAUAGAUGGGCUUUCUCUUAUGUAAAUUCGAGAAACGGACAGGUAUGUAAAAAUAAUUCGUAAUUGAUAAUGUGAUAUAGAGGAAGAUAAAAAGAUGAAAAGAUAGAAAAUAUAGGCGUUUUAUAGAAGGCUCUGGUAUAAAAAUAUCAAUGAAAAAUAAGCGAAAUUUGCUUUCCUAACACCGCGAAUAAAAGAUAAAUUGGAAACAUCUCGGAGCAAGAAACAACGAGGAAGAACGAGGAACAGCAAGGAAAAAACUCGAAGCUUCGAAUCGAAAGGAAAUAUGUAAAAUACGCAGUAGGAAUGGAACUGUAAAAUCAAUCGCGAUACUUGGGAAGGUGAGAGAUUAGCAGAGAGAUUAGUUUGCUGCACCUGCGCCGAUAGGUUAUCCGCUGGCAUGUGACGGAAUCACGAGAAGAUUUUGAUCAACGAGAAAAAUUUGAGAUUAAAAUUCAAGUUGUCCUUAAACUGACGCUGCUGCUCUAUCUGAUUUGGAAGAAUAGAGCUACCUUGUAAUUGAAGAUUAUCCGAAUGCAGUUAGGUGCGUGCAACACGUUGCAUUAUGCGAUGGACGCGACAAUUUAAUCGAUCGGAGACGGCUUACACGAAUUGUACGAAUUGAAUUUUACGAAGAUCGACGACGAGUAACGACGAGUAACGACGAGUAACGACGAGUAACGACGAGUAACGACGAGUAACGAUGUGUACCGACCGCGCAAAUUCCAACACACGCAUUAAAAGUUUAUAACACAACGACGUCUCAUUAACGAACGAAGAUUGCCGAUUCGACAAACGAUUCUCGUGAAAAGGCGGUUCUCGUUUGUACGUUUAUCAUUUCCACUUGUACCUUACUGUUUUCUUCGUGUCGUUUAACGUUAGCAUCGGACCGUUUCAUUAUUAUUUACCACCACGGUGAAUUUACGCGAUAAAGCGAUACAUAUAGAGAAUAAUAUAAUGAAUAGAGAAAUAAAUAAAAUAGUAAAGGAAGAAAAGCAAAUAAAUAGAGAAACAAAGGAAUAACGGUGGAGAAAGUAGAGUGUAUUUGGUCAAAUAAUUCCACGUAUAACGGCCAGAAGUCGUGUGGGUUCUUGGAAAAUCCGACCGAGGAUGAGACUUACUCGAGUCAAGGUCUCCAAGUAUACAUAGCAGCAGAAUCGUCGAGCUCCGUGCUUUUCAGAGUUUGUUGGAAGUUGUGUGGACGAGCAACGGUCAUUUUGACGCUUGUCGAUACUUGGGUUCGCGAUUUAGAUCCUUUCCUUUUUAAUUGAUCAACGAGUUUGAUUGGCUUAACAGCAAUUAACGGCAAUUAACGGCAAAUAACGGCAAACAACGGGAAAUAUUCGUUACUAGGCUUCGUACAAGCUUAAUAUUUAAUACUUCGUUCAACGUUCAAGUCGAACAUCUAGUUAAUUGAAAUAUCGAAUAUCUAAUUUAGUAAGGUACCAACGUCUCAUCUUUAAUCGGAAAAAGCAGCAGUUGAGUGGGAUUUUCAACGGAACGAUGUUGGGUGAAAUCGGUGAAAUUAUGCAGCGAUCAGUUUCGAGAUAUUCAAAGUGCUGUUCGUGUCCGACGCUAACGAGAAAUUUUCUUCUUUUGUGGUUGUUGUCUCUGUCAGCCGGCGUCGCUUGUUCCUUCAACAAAUGUUGCCCAUUUGGAGAAGUUUUCUCAGGGAUGUCGAAAGUGGAUUGCGUUGCGUCGCCACGUGCUCCGCAAAUCGUUGCCAGUGAUCCUACUAACAAGAACGUAACUUACGGCCAACUUCCCAUUUGCCAGAAGCCUGAAUACAUUACCACUCUGUCUCUUGAUGAAAUCAACUCGGCUGAUAUUUUACAGAGUCCGUACUGUAUCGAUAUUCUGUACAACGAUAUCACUCGGGUCGUUGUUCCGACGCUCGUGCACUGUAAAUCGAACGAAGACAAGGAUCGAACACGUCCAUUCCCAAAAGCACCAUCGUUAUCGGAAUUUUUAAACGUCAGAAAAUGUUGCUCGAAUAAUACAGUUUUUAACGUAGUAACGGGAGGCUGUGAAUUCGAUCGUUAUUACUCGAAAACGAACCAUUUCUUGCCGUUACUCACUGAUUACUUACGGGAAAACGAGCAUUUUCCGAACGUGGAGUUAUUCCUGCUUCAUACAGGCAUGCCCAAAUGUUCAUCAGGCGCGAUCUUUACGCACGAGAUCGAUUCAGCAGACAUCAUCAAUGGAACUUUACAGGUGACACUGGCGACAGGGACAAACGAAUCCACGGUGGAGAGUUUCUCCAUCACCGAACGAAACUCCUGUCUGGAAUUGAUGCCGCACUUGCGAUCGAAACGCCGGUUCGUAGUCCGUGUGUGUAAGGAGGUAGAAUACUGUCGGGACCACCGAUGUAUACAAAAAUGUUGUCCGACGGAUGCGGACGAUGGCGGCAGUUACAUUUGCCCGCACAUUGCCAAGUCGGAGAAAAAUUUCUACGAGGAAAUCUCGAAUAUUACCGGAGGAACUUGGGAUAUGACAGAAUACGGUGUGCGGGUUGGACUCGAUUGUUCUAACUUUUACGAAGAAAACAUGAACGGUACAUACGGUUUAACACCAAACGGAUUCCUCAAACUCACUCCGUCAAUCUGGUUACCACCAGACAUGUACUGCGUGGACAGUCUGGUUACCGACAACACCGACGGUUUAUUAGCUUUUAUCUGCUUCUUGAACGAUGGCGACGAUGCAGCCAGAUUGAUAAUUUCCUCUAUUCUAAUGGGAACUAGCUGUAUCUUUUUAUUUUUGACACUGAUCGUCUACCUUUCCCUACCGGUGCUUCAGAAUCUGCAUGGUAAAACUCUGAUGUGCCAUAUCGCGAGCCUUUUGGUAGGUUACCUUUGCUUGACUGUAAUACCUUGGAUAACAGUGGAAAAUGACAGUGUUACACCGUGCGGUAUAGUAGGAUACAUCAUGUUCUUCUCCAUGAUGUCGGCGUUUUCCUGGUUGAACGUCAUGUGCUUCGAUAUAUGGCAGACAUUCGGGAAAGUACACAGUAUCAGGAGUCAAAAUCACAACAAAAGAUUCCUGUUAUACGGUGUAUAUGCGUGGGGCGUGUCGAUGUUCAUCAUGUUCAUCUGUAUCCUGAGUGACCAGAUGCAUAUUCUGCCGGAGAAUUUGAGGCCUGAAUUUGGUUUAGAAAGCUGUUGGUUCAACUCACCUAUGGGACACGCGGAAUUAAUUUUCUUCACGGCACCAGUCACCAUCCAAUUGAUAACGAAUAUAGUGUUCUUUAUUCUCACGGCGAAGGAAUGCAACAAGGUGAAAGCUGAGAUAAGCAAAGUUUCGUCUUUAGACGUUAGGAGCAAACGAUUUCACAGUGACAAAACUAAGUUCAUCAUGAACGUGAAGCUAUUUGUCGUCAUGGGUAUGUCCUGGAGCGCCGAGGUCGUCUCUAAGUUGCUGAAAACAUACACCGGAGUCCAGUACCAGGAUGAAUUAUUCUAUGUGACGGACGUGGUGAACAGUCUUCAAGGUGUUUUGAUAUUCGUUUUAUUCGUGGUGAAGCGACGAGUUCACAAAGCAUUGAAGAAACGACUAGGCUACGGUUCGAAGAAGAAACGCGAAGCCAGUUCGACGCUACAAGAUCCGUACAGAGUUGUGUCACUUCGCCUUUCUCACGAUUCUCGUCUCGUUUAUUAUCGUUUACUAUCGUUUACUAUCGUUGUCAUUUUAGUAAUUAGCAAACGUUUCUCCAACGACGAGAAAUGGAAUGUCGUAGGGGCGUGCGAAACGACUGAAAGAAAUUCGUUGCCGCCGAAAAAGGGAACGAAAAGUAUUGCAGCGAAGCAUUUGUAGAUCGCUACGUUAAGUUUCGGCAAAGUUUCAACACAAACAAGCUUGUUUCAACUUUUUGUAAGAACAAGAAUUUAUCGCGUAGUCGUAAAAAUUAAUAUCACUCGUUGUUCGCGGAGCUGUUUACAUAAAUCUGACAAAACAAACUUCUACUACCUUUUUCUAGCUUUAGUAGCUUUUCUACCGUAUAAAGCUGAUUUUCAACUAAAUUUAACGAAUCACAUAAAAUAGCAUAACCUUUAUUAGAGUCUGAUCCAUCUUGUCUAUCUUAGCAACGACAGAUAAUACGUAAUACUAGCGAAUAAUAAAUAGGAGAUAGUAAGGUAAAAACGGGCCUAAAUUCUAACGAAGCGAAAUUUUUAAAUAUGUCCUGCUGAUAUUCGUUAUUCGUUAUUCGUUAUUCGUUAUUCGUUAUUCAUGUUUCUCCGUGUGUGUAGCUGUAACUGUAACUGUAACUGUAACUGUAACUGUAACUGUGUGUAAUUGUAUUAUUUCUAUAUACAUAUAGGUUAUACUAUAUA